Molecule: messenger RNA, 435 nt
Organism: Microsporum canis CBS 113480
Lineage: Eukaryota; Fungi; Ascomycota; Eurotiomycetes; Onygenales; Arthrodermataceae
Product: DNA-directed RNA polymerase I and III 14 KDA polypeptide
Exons: 4
Coding region: 1-435 (144 amino acids)
Biological process (GO): DNA-templated transcription
Cellular component (GO): RNA polymerase I complex; RNA polymerase III complex
Molecular function (GO): DNA binding; DNA-directed RNA polymerase activity; protein dimerization activity
Source: RefSeq, a predicted model, not a curated record
AUGCCUGGCACAGUCCCUGAAGAUGAAUCGAUGAUCGAUGCACAACUGGUUGAAGACCAAGAUGCAGAGCAAAAUGAAGAAUUUGAGGAAGAGGACGAGGAAGCUGAAUUUAUUGCUGAUGACCACCAGAGGAUAACUAUCCUUCCUGGUGCCGUUGAGACAGCUGCCUCAUUCCAGUUUGAAGGCGAGGAUCACACGCUUGGGAAUGCACUACGAUAUGUUAUUAUGAAAAACCCUGAUGUGGAAUUUUGCGGAUAUACGAUGCCUCACCCAUCGGAAGCUAAGAUGAAUUUAAGAAUACAAACUUAUGACUCGACCAAUGUCUUUACCGUAUUGGAGAAAGGGCUCAGUGACUUGAUGGAUCUGUGUGAUGUAGUUACGGAAAAAUUUACUCUUUCAAGGGACAAUUUCGAAGCUAGCAAAAUGCAAGAAUGA